AUUUUAAUAAAUACAAAGUUCAAGAUGCCAAUGGAAAACAUGGUCCAUAUGUUCGGUGGUACCAAAAAGAAGUCCACCCUUGUUGAUGAAUCUGUUAUCUUCUUCCCAAGAGAAGAUGAUGGAUCUCCAAGACAGGUUAUUCUAGACAAUUUCUGCCAAUCCGAAGUCUCAAAAUUCAGAUCAUGUAUGUCUGCUCACGAUAAUGACGAGAACAAAUGCUUAGAGACCAAAAAUAUUUUGGAUAGAUGCGCUGCUGAUGCUUUCUCUAAAGUAAACACUGAUCCUAAGUGGGUCUUCUAAGCUCCAUAUUAUGCAAUUUGUCUG
Messenger RNA from Moneuplotes crassus, 324 nucleotides. NCBI's taxonomy places the organism in Eukaryota, Ciliophora, Spirotrichea, Euplotida, Euplotidae. The record is from the annotation of a GenBank genome assembly.